Molecule: messenger RNA, 3681 nt
Organism: Gossypium raimondii (Peruvian cotton)
Lineage: Eukaryota; Viridiplantae; Streptophyta; Magnoliopsida; Malvales; Malvaceae
Product: putative disease resistance protein RGA1
Exons: 6
Coding region: 162-2720 (852 amino acids)
Biological process (GO): defense response to other organism
Molecular function (GO): protein binding; ADP binding
Source: RefSeq, a predicted model, not a curated record
GGAAACACCCUCAAAAAAGGUGGUGGGUCAGAUUAAAUUCCAAAGGUGCAUGUAUUUCUAACUUUUCUAGGCUUUUGCAUUGGGGUUAUUACCACUUCCUUGGCAUCUAAUACCUUGGUAUUCGAAAAUUAUUACUUUAAUUCAUACCAGAAACAAUUACCAUGGCUGAAUCCUUUGCAUUCGAGAUCGCCGGAAAAGUAUUGGAGAAACUAGGGAGUGCUGCCUAUGAAAGAAUUAGCUUGGCAUGGGGUGUUCGAGAGGAGUUUGAAAAGCUUAAGUUGACCCUAGCUGCUAUCAGAGCUGUGGUCCUGGAUGCUGAACAACAACAGGCUCGUACCCAGGAGUUCAGUCUUUGGCUACAAAGGUUCAAAGAUGCUUGCUACGACGUGGACUAUUUGAUAGACGAGUUCGAGAUCGAAGCAUUGAGGAGGCAAGUCCUGGAACAGGGAAGCACUGGAAGUAAGGUACGCCAUUUCUUUUCUGGCUCAAACCCUUUGGCAUUUCGCUUUAGGAUGAGCUAUAAGAUCAAAAAGGCAAACGAGAUGUUGAAUGAGAUUGCAGCUAACAAGGCCAAGUUUCAUCUCACUGAAAAACAUGAGACUAAUGUCAUACAUCGUGAGAGGGAAACCUACUCCUUUGUUAAGACAUCUAGUGUCAUCGGUCGAGAUGAAGCUAAACAACACCUACAAAACUUCUUAAUGAAUCCAACUGAUGGGGAAGAUAUCCUUGUCCUUCCCAUAGUUGGGAUCAGAGGUAUCGGGAAAACUACCCUUGCCCAAUUGGUGUUUAAUGAGGAGAGUGUGAAGUCGCAUUUUGAAUUGAGAAUUUGGGUGUGUGUUACAGAGGAUUUUGACAUCAAACAACUGAUGAUAAAAAUCAUUAAAUCUGCCACUGGCAGAGAGUGCAAGGACAUGAAUAAGGAGGAAUUACAUAAAGUUUUACAAGAUUGUUUGAAUACUAAAAGAAUUUUUGUGGUCCUGGAUGAUGUCUGGAACGAGGACAAGAAGAAAUGGAUUGAGCUGAAAGAUUUGUUGUGUGGGGGAGCCCAAGGGAGUAGAAUCAUUGUCACAACUCGUAUCCGCAAUGUGGCUACAAUCACAGGCACAACACCUCUGUAUGAUUUAGAGCAUCUUUCUUAUGACAAUUGUCUAUCAUUGUUUCUUAAACUUGCCUUUAAAGAAGGUGAAGAGAAACAACAUGACAAUCUUGUAAGAAUCGGGGAAGGAAUUGUUCAAAAAUGCAAAGGGGUUGCUUUGGCCGUGAAGACUUUAGGCAGCUUACUCUGUUCAACUAGGGUACAACAUGAUUGGGAACUUGUGAGAGAUAGUGAGCUAUGGAAGUUGAAACAGGAGGAAAAUGACAUCUUGCCUGCUCUAAAACUAAGUUAUGAUCAUUUGCCCUGGUAUUUAAAGCAAUGUUUUGCUUUUUGUUCAGUUUUUCCAAAAGAUUUUGAAUUCAAUCAUCUCUAUUUGAUCUCCCUUUGGAUGGAAAAUGGCUUUUUGCAAUCACCAUACGAAAAUGAAGAGCCAGAAGAUAUUGGGAAUCGGUAUAUACAAGAGUUACUAUCAAGAUCUUUCUUCCAACAAGUUGAAGAGGAUAUUUUUGCUCCCAUCUUGAAAAUGCAUGAUUUAGUACAUGAUCUUGCAUUAUCAGUGGCGCAAAAUGAGGUGAAUUCAUGUAACCAUUAUUCGACUGGGAAUGUUCGACAUUUAUGGUUUGAUCUAUCGAAGCAGGAUGCUUCCCGGUUGCCAAAUAACUUGGGCUGUCUGCAAUCACUUUUCUUAUCAAAUGAAGAAGGCAAGGCUGAUAACGAAUCUCUUAUUGCAGAAAUCAUCUCAAGGUCUAAACAUUUGAGGGUGUUAGAUUUGUCUGAGUGUAGUUUAGAGCAAUUGCCAAACAACAUAAGUUAUUUAAAGCAGUUGAGAUAUUUGAACCUAGCCUACAAUGGAAAUAUUAAAAGACUUCCAAAUUCCAUUUGCAAUUUGCAGAGUUUGCAAACACUUGACUUUUUUGGAUGCAGGGGAAUUGAAGAGUUACCAAAAGACAUAAGGUACCUGAUUAGCCUUAGAGAAUUAAUAGUAACAACAAAACAGACGCGUUUGCAAGAGAAUGGAAUAUCGUGCCUCACUUGUCUUCGAAGGUUGAUCUUUUCUGAAUGUGAAAAUUUAGAAAAGUUGUUUGAAGACAUUCAAAACCUAACAUCUCUCCGAGAAUUGAACAUACGUCAAUGCCACAACUUGGUUUCAUUGCCACAAGGUUUAAAAUACCUACCUAAAUUAGAAAGUUUGGAAAUCUCUGAUUGUGAAAAGCUUGAUCUCACUAUGGAGGAGUUGGAACUUGAGAGGGAAGAAGGUGGUAGCCUUAGAAAUUUGUGGAUCGGAGGAGUGCCAAAGCUGGAGUCACUACCCCAAUGGAUUCUUCUAGGAUCCAUCAGAACUUUGCAGGAUCUGAACAUCCGCAACUUGAAGAAUCUCUCGACGUUACCAACAUGGUUCCAACAUCUCACAUCGCUUCAAAGUCUUGAAAUUUCAAAUUGCCCAAGGUUGUCGUCUCUACCAGAAGGGAUGCAACGCCUCACUGCACUCAAAGGAUUAGAGAUUAGAGGGUGUCCAAAAUUAAACAAAAGAUGCAUUAAAGAAACCGGUGAAGACUGCCCUAAGAUUGCUCAUGUCCCUGACUUUCAUUGUGAUGACUGGGAGACAACAACAGAUGAGGAAUAGAUAAGUAGCAGGUCAAAUUUAAAGAGGUUGAAAUUAUCUGUGGUGCUUUCCCAUAUAUUUCUAAGACCUGUUUUACCCUCUCUCCCAACGUCUUUGCCCCCAAAUGAAAUCAAAGAAACUCUGAAAACCAAAGAACGGGAAAACACUUGGAUACUAACCAUUUUGUUUGGAAGCCAUGAAAAGGGUUUUGUUCAGAGGCAUUUCACUCACUACUCGCAAUAUUUUUCACUCUUAUACCAAAACCCAGUUCAGCCGUUCAACCCACUCGCCGCUUCAACUCGGUCUCGACUCAGGUUCUACUCAUCCGAAUCGGAUUCUCCCGUUGAAAAGAAGCUUGACCCUGUUAUAGAAUCUGCUUCAGUAGCUGAAGCCCAUGUCAAGGAUGUAGCUUUGCCCGUUGAGGAUGUGAGUAAUAAAGGUUCAUGGGUUCUCCGACUUGCGAUCUCAUUAGAUAUGCUGAUGGAAAUUUGGGGAACAAUGGUGUAACCAACUUGAGUUCCCCUGCUAGGAAUGAUAAAUCAAUCUAUCAUCAUAAGUGGUGAGAGUGGAGCAGGAAAAACUGAGACAGCAAAGAUAGCAAUGCAAUAUUUGGCAGUUCUUGGUGGUGGGAGUGGAAUAGAGUAUGAAAUCUUGAAGACCAAUCCUAUCCUAGAAGCAUUUGGUAAUGCAAAAACAUUGAGAAAUGACAACUCAAGCCGUUUUGUCUAUGGUCUAUGGUAUAUGCAGCAAUUCAUCAUGUGCAUUUUUUAGGCUAUUAGUAAAAGAUGUUGUUAGAUUAAGCUGUGUUGUGGAUCCUCUGAGUUGUACAUGUUGCUUUUGUUGAAGAGCCAAGCCUUUUUCAUUUUCUGUGCUGUCAUAUUGCCAUGUAUUCACAUACAAGCCUUCUAUAUUUUUCUUAUUUCAGGGGCUACAGAUUUUAGCAAUUGAUUGAACUUAAUUUUAAAGCACAAGUUUGAAUGAA